AUGUCUAUGGGUCCGGCCGCUGGCGUGAAGCGUCCAGCGUCUUUGUUGCCUGCCUUCGAACCCUUGAGCUCAUCCCCCUCUCUCCCCCGGCCCCAGAAGCGUGUGGCACGCGAACCAGCUGUCACCUAUCCCACGCCGGUUCCGACCUCGUCAACCCAUAUAAUGUCGUCUUCUCCACCAGGAAUUGCUGCUGCCCAUCACUCGACGCGUCGUACCUUCUCUGCCGCCUCCGAACGUGCUCCCUUGUCCGCCGUGCCCACCCUCAUGCUGCCUGAAAAUGGCGAGCCUAUCCUCAUGGGUCGAUCAAGUGCCUCGUGCCACCACCAGCUUGCUGCCAGCCGAAUGAUCUCUCGUGUUCAUGUCAAGGCAACUUAUAAACCCGCACCAAACCCCUUCGACCGGGAUAGAGUCGAGAUUAUGUGCAUUGGCUGGAAUGGGAUCAAAAUCCACUGCCAAGGAAAAAAAUAUGAUUUGGCCAAGGGCAAGACAUUCACCUCGGACAUCAAGGAUGCGGACAUCAUGAUUGAUGUGCAUGAGGCUCGGGUCUUGGUGCAAUGGCCUCGUAAUGAAGCUGAUAGAAAAGACUGCCCAUCCACUGACUCGGAACAGACCUGGGACGAAGAAGGCACGCCGACCCAGAAGACACAUUCUCGAAGGAUAUUGCAAGAUAGUCCUUUACCCCAGAAUCAACGAUUGGCUUCUCCCGUCUCCCCGUCGCCCAUAGUGCAACGCACUCUACCCCCAUCGUCCCCUAUCUUCACACCCUCGCGUUCACGUGCUGCCGUGGUGGUUUAUGAAGAUGGACCGUCUCCUCUGAAACGUCACAACACUGUUAUGGGUCUCACUUCUCAAAGUGCUCGACGUGCCAGUGCUAUUCUCCAGAGCGACUUGAGUAGACCUGAUGAGGAAUCGGACAAUGAUGAGGAAAAUGACCCUAUCGUGCACUCCUUUGGACCCUUUGGCGAUAAUUUGCUUCCGCGUUUGGCUGCAUUCCGCGCCGACGAGUCGCCUAUUCGCUCUGCAAGGCCGCCACGCAGCUUGCUGCCGGCCCAACCCCUCCAGCCCACUCUCUCUCCUCGACAACCCGCCAAGGUCCCGGAGAACCGUGAGAACCGCGAGACCACACCCACCAAGGAAAGGUCUCAGCAAGAGGAGGAGGGUUUUGAGCGAGUUCGCAACCACGCCGUAAAUCAAUUGGCCUUCUCACGCCUCUCCUCAACACCCUUCUCGACCAUCUUGAAUAACCUGCCUCCUUCGUUCUGGAGAUCUAGUGCAAGUGGUUCGGGUCCGUCCCGCGCGGAGAUUCGAUUCAUCCUCGAAACUACCAAAUGUAUUGGUAAAGUUGCCCGUGAAGGCAAGGAUGCCGCUGGCAAGCCUCUUGAAAGCGAGUUCUACUAUGUGCCAGACGACGACGACGAUGACAUGCGCCGCGAGACGGUGGUGAAUAACUUGCGGAAACCUGGUCUUCGCAACUGCCGUAAGCAACACAAGCAAUACUUCUGGCGCAAGCCCAAAUAG
This is a messenger RNA of Penicillium longicatenatum, 1518 nucleotides long. RefSeq names its product putative transcription factor Tos4 (gene fhdA). The record is from RefSeq and is a predicted model, not a curated record. The transcript has 2 exons. The coding region runs from base 1 to 1518 and encodes 505 amino acids. NCBI's taxonomy places the organism in Eukaryota, Fungi, Ascomycota, Eurotiomycetes, Eurotiales, Aspergillaceae. Gene Ontology annotation, molecular function: protein binding.